AUGACUGAUCAUCAUUUGCACGGAGGGUCAGACGAUGAUGGGGUGUGCCAUUGUCGCCCCGGAGCAGCUGCUCAAACGCUCAACGAGAUGGAUUUCGAGAGGGGAAUCUGGACAGCAGCUCUCUAUGAUGACCUCGAUCGCCUGGAUGUUGCCAUAAAGCGAGGAGCCACAAAUGAUCGCGAUAAUUCCGGCUACACUGCUCUGCAUUAUGCCGCGCGUGCGGGUCAUCUGGAGGCAUGUCGUCGCCUUCUGUCGGCCGGCGCUGAUGCCAAUUGCACCACGAACGGCGGCGUGACGCCACUGCAGCGCGCCGCAAUGAUGGGCCGACUGGAAAUUGUAAAGUUCCUCUGCGAAAAAGGCGCCGUGGCCGAGACGAGAGACUCUGAUGGACAGAAUGCGCUGCACAGAGCCGCUCAAGGAGGUCACAAGGAUGUCGCUGUAUAUCUGAUGGGCAGAAAUCCCCGCCUGAAGAACACUCAAGAUCACCGAAGCAGAUUUCCAAGUGAUCUUGUUGCGAAGGAUGAAAACUUGCGGCGAUUGUUGGCGCCAGAUUCACAGUGUGAGUAAGAAGAAGAAAGAAGAAAAAUGUUGAGUCUCAUUUCGCAAUAUUCUUCAGAGGCAAUUUUAAUCUAAUUGUUACAAUGAAUUACAUUUUAAAAUACAGAGUUUUUCUUUGUGACUUUCAAUUGAUUUUUCCUCCAUUUAAUGUUGUUUGUGUGUGUGUUUCCCAAACUCGUUUCGCACAAUAUCCAUCAUAAUUUAAUGUACAAAAUGAAUUUUUCCUCACUAAAGAGAUGCAAAGAAUCAUUCAACAUUCCUUAUAAAGUUAUUCAAUCAAUUAGAAUUUAUCCAUGAAGAAGCGAUGAAACACUAAAAUGUGUACUUUAUAUGCUAACAAUCUUUGCUUGUUAUAAUUUAAAAACGACAUACUGUCCAUAAGUAAAUAAUCGCAUUAAUUACCUAUUUGGGUCAUUAAAUUGCAAACCACUAAUAACACGCUCAAUGAAUACAAACAGAACACUUAUAUAUGAAUUUUAGGUGUCACACUACCGCUGGUUAAUAUCUCAUAGAGGUUUUUUCCUAAAUAUAGUCUAGAAUUUAUGGUUGAAAUUCAAGGAUUGCGAAGCUUCAAUUCAAGGACAGCGACUUAAACUGCCUUGAACUCAUGAGAAAAUGUAAAUAAAUGCAAGUUUUGCGUCUUGAUUCUUGAGGAGAGGAAGAAAAAAGAUUAUUAUUUUGCUUCUGAUAAAUUUGCCCCAAAAAAACGAAACUUCUAAAUGUGAUUUUUUAAUGAAUUUUUUCCUUAGAAUGGCACUAUAUAUGUAUUUUUUUUAUUAUUACUAAUCAUAUGCACGUUUUAUCCCUGAAUUUCUUUCUCCUUUUCCCUCUCUCUCUCUCUCUCUUUCUACACUUUUGUGAAUUCUUAAAGAGUAUUUUUUCUGAUUUCUGAGUCUUGGGAAACACUGCAAAUGU
This is a messenger RNA of Phlebotomus argentipes, 1473 nucleotides long. RefSeq names its product ankyrin repeat domain-containing protein 39. The coding region runs from base 1 to 567 and encodes 188 amino acids. NCBI's taxonomy places the organism in Eukaryota, Metazoa, Arthropoda, Insecta, Diptera, Psychodidae. The transcript is spliced from 2 exons. The record is from RefSeq and is a predicted model, not a curated record. Gene Ontology annotation, molecular function: protein binding.